GACAAGUCAGACUCCCAUCAACCCUUGCGUGUAUAUGUACGGUACUUGCUAUCUGCUUCCCGCUAGCUCUCCACUGUGACAUUAAAGUUGUUAAAAAUGUUGGGAAGACGUUGAACCUGGUUUCUCCCGUGCGGCAGCGGGCUGCUUUCCGCGCUGCUGCUGAAUUUAGGUCACACGCCGGCUGACAACGCGUCGCUGGAUUUGCUUACAAGCGAGUCUCACUUCCUUUCUUUUGCGGGACAGGUCCCAGUGCAAGGAAGGAGAGACCAUGCGUCCUCGUUAUGUUGUGCUGAAGAUCAGAUUGUUGUGAGCUGUGACUGACAGUAGCGGCUGACCAAGGCUGGGUUCGGGAUGGGGGUUUUGGACGGAGCUGCAGCCACCUGCAUCCUAAUGUUGUGUUUCGGCUCUUUGCACGUGAUCUCCCUUAAAUCACAACUUUUCACCAGGCUCGGCGGGUCCCCCUACUCCACCGAGAGCCCCAUCAGCUAUGAAACCAAGUAUUUUGACCAGAAGAUUGAUCACUUUGGAUUCUUAGAGGAAGGCACCUUCAAGCAGAGAUACCUUGUGGCAGACAAACACUGGAAGCAGCCUGGAGGACCUGUUUUGUUCUACACGGGCAAUGAAGGCGACAUCACCUGGUUCUGCAACAACACUGGCUUCAUGUGGGAAAUUGCAGAGGAGUUGGGCGCCAUGCUGGUUUUUGCAGAACAUCGUUACUAUGGAGAGUCUCUGCCAUUUGGACAAGACUCUUACAGCGACAGCAAACACCUGAACUACCUGACCUCAGAGCAGGCCCUGGCAGAUUUCGCCGUGUUGAUUCAGAACCUGAAGCGCACUUUACCUGGAGCUCAGCACAGCCCUGUGAUCGCUGUCGGGGGUUCCUAUGGAGGGAUGCUCUCUGCCUGGUUCAGGAUGAAAUACCCCAAUAUAGUCGUUGGAGCUCUGGCAGCGUCCGCGCCGAUAUGGCAGUUCCCUGGUAUGGUGCCAUGUGGAGACUUCUACAAAGUAGUUACACAGGACUUUGCCAAAAGCGGGUAUAACUGCGAUGCAAGCAUCAGAAAGUCGUGGAAGGCUAUUAAUAAUGUCUCUUCCACUGCGGCUGGACUUCAGUGGCUCUCAGAUGAAUUCAGUUUAUGCAGCCCUCUUAAAAACACGAUUGAUGCCGUCAACUUCAAGAACUGGUUACAGGAGACUUGGGUGAAUCUAGCUAUGGUGGACUACCCCUAUGAAGCUGACUUUCUUCAGCCUCUUCCUCGCUGGCCCAUCCAGGUGGUGUGCAAGUAUCUGGCUUUCGAUUCCACUGUGUCUGACCAGCAGCUGCUGCACGGUGUCUCUCAAGCAGCGAAGGUCUACUACAACUACACCGGAAGCUCCUCCUGCCUCAACACAUCUCAGACAGCAACAGGCAGCCUCGGCUUCCUCGGCUGGUUUUACCAGGCCUGCACCGAGAUGGUGAUGCCCAUGUGCACGGAUGGCGUCCAGGACAUGUUUGAACCCGAGGAGUGGAACUUCCAGGCCUUCUCUGAUGAGUGUAACGCCAUGUUUGGUGUCAGGCCACGAGCGGACUGGGCAGGAACAGUCUAUGGGGGCAUGGACAUCGCCUCUCACAGCAACAUCAUCUUUAGUAACGGAGGAUUGGACCCGUGGUCAGCCGGUGGAGUGACCCACAACAUAACAGAUUCUCUGGUUUCCAUUAUGAUCCCGGACGGAGCCCAUCACUUGGACCUUCGCAACAGCAAUGACCUUGACCCGCCCUCAGUCCGCGCAGCCCGGGCGUUAGAGCUGAAGUAUUUUCGGGAGUGGAUCAAGCAGGCUAAAAGGAAAAGUCAAACUUCAUCAACCCUCUGAAAGCAACAGGAAGUCCCAGACGUCCAUGAUGUUUGCUGAGCUUUAACUUCCAUGUUUUUUCACACGGUGCACUCUCAUUGUACCAAAGCUUGUCCCUUUUUAAUCAGUGUUGGAGACCUUUUUCACAUAAAAUUCAGCUUUUUUUUAUUGCUUUUGAUUUUAAUAAUUGUCAAUAAUCACUUGAGGAUGUUUUUAUAAUAAUCAUGUAGCCACGUUUGGUGCUGUACAAACUACAGUUUUCUCUGACCCAAUUAAAAACACUCCCUUUCUUUAUGCCAAACUAUAAAUUUCAAAGGGCUUGGAGACGGAAAGGUACUGUAUCAUGAACAAAGAGCUUUUGACAACAAUGCUGUAAUGUAAAUGUCUUUGUCUGUUUCUUCAUAUAAUCACAUCAUCAUCAAAAGACUGAAUCCAUUGGAGGCAUCUCUGCAUCUCUGUCUCCAAGCUUGUGUUUGCUUGUUUUCAGCCAAUCAGGGAUACGUUCAGUUAUUCAUAUCUUCAAACUUCAUUUUUGUCAUUUAUUUUUACCAUCACAAAUUGACACUCUUUAAGUUGUUUGCUGUCUGCCUUGUUGAUGAGCCUCAGGAUUAAACAUUUGGCACAGGACAUGAAGAAAACCCAGUCUUUUUGAAAAUGUCCAUUUCACUGAGUGUAAUAUUAAAACUGAUUUAUUAUUAUCA
Messenger RNA from Scatophagus argus, 2528 nucleotides. Its product is annotated as prolylcarboxypeptidase (angiotensinase C). Gene Ontology annotation, biological process: angiogenesis involved in wound healing; regulation of blood vessel endothelial cell migration; proteolysis. Bases 352 to 1848 code for a protein of 498 amino acids. The transcript has 9 exons. Gene Ontology annotation, molecular function: serine-type exopeptidase activity; dipeptidyl-peptidase activity. The record is from RefSeq and is a predicted model, not a curated record. NCBI's taxonomy places the organism in Eukaryota, Metazoa, Chordata, Actinopteri, Scatophagidae.